AUGACGGGUUUUGAUCCCAAUAGUGCAGUUGUUGAAGCAGAUAAUCCCCUAUUGACUGAACAACGUGCCCAAGUGACGGGACGAGAACUUCAGCGAUUGCUCAGUGUUGCUCAUCAAAGUCUCGACGAAGCACAGGAAAGGAAACAAUCUCUCAACAGUCAUCGACUGAAGCCAGCCUUGUACAGUGUAUUUUGCGAAAUUAAGGAAAAGACGGGUAAGUGUCUGAUGUAUUACGCUUUUUUGACAGAGCUACAAAUGCUGUUCGACGUUCCGUAUGACAUUUUGGGUACCCUAUUCAUUUGGACAAGCAUGGUGCGUGUUUCUGAGGAAAACCUGUCGAGCGUUUGUUCAGAUUGUGGUCACUUGGAGGUCCAAACGAUAGUAUCUCUGUUUCUAUGCUGUUUUGGGAAACGCACUCUAAUUCUGCCUUCGUUAUUUUUGCCUUUUAUCCAUCUACAAUUAGCUUUGAGUUUGCGCAAUUCCGCUGCAUCUGCCGUGGAGGAUGAAGCAAAUUCUCCUGAUCCCCAGUUGCUCCGCUUGGACAAAAUGCUAGUCGCUGAGGGUGUGACUGGGCCCGGUGGGGGGUUGGCUAACGAUCUAAAUGAUGCCGGAGGUGAUUUGGGCGGUGGAGCCGGGAAUGACUGCAAUCAGAUCGAACACGCAGACUAUCGAGCAAAGCUAGCCCAAAUUCGACAAAUUUAUCAUGCGGAGCUGGAGAAAUACAAAAACGCAUGCGAUGAGUUCACUGGACAUGUGAUUAAUUUGUUACGCGAACAGAGUCGCAGUCGACCAAUCAGUCCGGCUGAAAUCGAGCUCAUGGUUGGCAUCAUCCGACGCAAAUUCCGUGCGAUCGAAACUCAACUGAAACAGAGCACAUGCGAAGCUGUGAUGAUAUUGCGUUCGCGGUUCUUAGAUGCUCGACGAAAACGACGCAAUUUCAGCAAAGAAGCCACGGAAGUACUGAACGAGUAUUUCUACUCUCAUCUUGCCAACCCUUAUCCAUCAGAGGAAGCCAAGGAGGAACUUGCGAAAAAAUGUGGAAUUACCGUAUCACAGGUUUCCAACUGGUUUGGCAACAAACGUAUCCGGUACAAGAAAAAUAUUGUCAAAGCACAAGAAGAAGCCAACAUGUAUGCCGCUGCCACCGCUGCCGCAGCUGCGGCAGCAAGUUCAGCAGCUUCGGGACCUGGUCCAGCUUCCUCAGACGAACAUUCUGUCGGUGGUUUCGGGCAUGGAGGAUAUGAUUAUGAAGAUUCCAUGGGUCUCAGUCGACCGGUUCCUCAAAUGUCCGAUCACGAUUCAUGGAUGACCGGUGCGCCACCAGGGGGCAUUACACCCGGGUCCAUGGAUGAGCCGGAUAGAAAACGCAGUAAGCUGUGA
Molecule: messenger RNA, 1380 nt
Organism: Echinostoma caproni
Lineage: Eukaryota; Metazoa; Platyhelminthes; Trematoda; Plagiorchiida; Echinostomatidae
Source: the annotation of a GenBank genome assembly